Messenger RNA from Toxotes jaculatrix (banded archerfish), 6248 nucleotides. RefSeq names its product capping protein regulator and myosin 1 linker 2 (gene carmil2). Lineage: Eukaryota; Metazoa; Chordata; Actinopteri; Toxotidae. Gene Ontology annotation, cellular component: lamellipodium; plasma membrane. The coding region runs from base 94 to 5682 and encodes 1862 amino acids. The transcript is spliced from 42 exons. Gene Ontology annotation, biological process: cell migration; regulation of Arp2/3 complex-mediated actin nucleation. The record is from RefSeq and is a predicted model, not a curated record. Gene Ontology annotation, molecular function: protein binding.
UUUGACUCGCCUGGCACGUUCUAACAGUUUGAAGCUCGACUUUGUGAAGCUGUAGAUUUCCAGACUGUGCAGCGUUUUACUGAAGUCCUUGGGAUGGACUCCGUCUCUCAGAGCCUGAAAGAUCAGAUCUCAGAGCUGCUGAAGCCUCACAGAGUGUGUCUGGUGACGCCUGUCGUUCUGAACCACUCCGGUCAGUCAUGUUGGAGAUCGGCCAGCAGGUUUGUGGUGCUGAGUCUGUGGAGAGGUUACCUGGUUAUAAACAAGCAGCCUGUCAGGGUGGAGAGCACGUUCAGCUUCCUGGAGAUUUCCUCCAUCAACAUCCACCACCUCACACAGAUUGAGCUGGAGACAGACAGGCAGACGUUGUCUUUCAGUGUAUCGGAUGUUGAGGAUCUUGAGGCCAUGGUCGGUCAUGUGACCGCCUCAUUGAAGAGGAUCUUCCCCGACUCAUCUCCGGGAAAGCUGUUAAAGAUGAUUCCUCCAGAUCUGCAGCAGAGACUCCUCACACUGACCGGAGACAUCGAGGAGCAGAUGAACAGUCAGCCCGCCUCCUGUGGAGGAUUCUCUGACACCUAUGCUGCUCUGUGUGAUUUCAAUGAGAUGCCAUUCAGAGAGGAGAUUCAGUGGGAUGUUGACAACAUCUACUACAUCCACAACUGGAGACAGUUCAACCUGCUGGACUUCAGCCACUUAGACAGCAGAGACCUGGCAUUAGCGGUAGCAGCUCUGUCCUUCAACCAGUGGUUCAACAAGAUCUACAGCAAAGACCUUAAGCUGUCAGUGGAUGUCCAGCAGCAGUUGACUUUCCUGCUGUCCAGGUCUCCCAGUCUGGAGGAGCUCUCACUGGAGGCCAGUGGACUCAAACUGGACUUUGCAAUGAAAAUGGCCGGUGCCCUGGGGGAACACAGUUCUUCUACCCUGCACUCCAUCAACCUCUCAGGCAAUCCAAUCGAAGACAAAGGUAUAAUAGCUCUCUGUCAGGUGUUGGGGAAACUGGCUGAGGGACUCAAGCUCCUCUCUCUGUCCCGGGUUUCAGUGACUGCAAGAGGUAUUGGCUGUUUAAGUCAGCUGUUGUCCUCCAGUCAGCUCUUCUCAGCUUCUCUGACCCACCUCGACCUGUCUGGAAACCCCAGCAGCCUGGUUACUGAAGAGUCCACGUACCUCUUCAAGUUCCUGUCCAGUACUAACUCUCUGUCCCAUCUGGACCUCAGUGAUACCAACUGUCCCCUGGACACGUUAUUUGUGUCCCUGUCUGUGGGAUGCUGUUACAAACUGACGUACCUGAACCUGGCCAGGAAUCCUUUCAGCCACAGAAAGGGGCAGAAGGUGACCACGACCGUUAGAGAAUUCUUCAGUCAGAGCUGUGAGCUGAAGUAUGUGGGUCUAUCUGCAACCAAACUACCUCCAGACGCUCUCAGUUUAUUACUGCAGGGUUUGGCGACCAACACUCGUCUGUUUGGGCUGGAGUUGGACCUCAGCAGCUGUGAGCUACGUUCAGCAGGUGCCCAGGUGAUAGAGGAGCACAUCUCUGAAGCUAGAGCUGUCAAAAGUUUGGACAUCUCAGACAACGGUUUGGAGAAUGACAUGGUGAUGCUGGUUCUGUCUGUCGGUCGAUGUCACUCUCUUCGACACCUCGCACUGGGGAGAAACUUCGCCAUGAAAUCCAGAGCUCUCACUGACGUUCUUCAUCGUAUAGCUCAGCUCAUUCAGGAUGAAGAGUGUCCCUUGCAGUCUCUCUCAGUGUGUGACUCGAAGCUGAAGACAGGGAUGCACAUUCUGCUGAGCGCUCUGGGUGGUCACGCUGCUCUGGCUGAACUGGAUAUCAGUGGAAACAACAUCGGAGACACUGGGGCCAAAAUGCUGGCUAAAGCCCUGAUGAACAACACCAGACUGAGGACUCUAACAUGGGACAGAAACAAUGUAACUGCCAGGGGUUUCCAGGAUGUGGCUGAUGCCUUGGAAAGGAACUUCACUCUGCAGCAGGUGUCUCUCCCUCUGGCUGAUAUCACACAGAGUUACCGCAGCAACCCUGACAGAACAAAAGAGGCUCUGCACAAGAUUCAGCAGUGUUUGGACAGAAACAACCGGAGACAGUCUGACAGAGGGGAACUUCAGAGAGUGUUUAAAACCCAACAAUCUGAAAAGCUGGUCCAGGGCAUGUGUCGGCAGUUGGAGGACAGCCUUCAACAUUUGAACCUCUGCAGCAUUCAGGAGGUCCAGUCUGACGUCCUGUCAGUACACGAGGUGCUGCACAACGCCAGGGAGUCCCUCAAGCUGCUGCCCUCUCUGUAUGAGACAGGCAGGAAGUGUGCCUCUGAUGGAGACUUGGUGAACUGCAUCCUCACUGACACUGCUAAUGCACUGACUAAUGAGUUCACACGAAGCAUACAGGAGAUGGCUCAAGGCCUGAUGAGGUGUGCAGAGGCAGCGUGUCCACGUGUGGUCCAGCGGUCGAGUGUGUGUGAAUGUCUGUCGGAGUACCUGUCCAAAAGAAGCAGACAGACACACACGUUCCUGAGAAGCACCCUGGUGGAGCACACAGGGCAGAUCAUCGUCAACAGACUGCGUGAACUAAGACAAACACUGAGUGUCUCUUUGGCUGAAUGCAUCAUGGAACAAGUACAGCAAGAUCUGACCGUGGCACAGGACAAAAUGGAUUGUCUUAUAAAGGAAAAUUCCAGCAACGCUCUGAGAGCCAGCGUCCCGGAGCUCCGUCUGGUAGACACUGACUUCCCAACGGAUGAUUACAGUCCGGCAUUUUGGAGAAAUAGUUUCCACUCCAAGAGCCUGAGGCCAGCCCCUUCAAUUAAGAGUCUCCUGGAUUCAGACUGGGAGCAGUCGACCAGGGACAGAAUAGCAGAGAAAGAGAGGGGAGGAGGUGCUGGAGAGGAAGGAGGAGGAGGAGAAGGAAGAGGUGGCCUCCCUCGGUUGCCGACAGCAACCCCCUUGUCAGUCAUGGCCUCAAGCCCCUCCCCUUCCCCUUCCACUUCCCCGUCCCCCUCCCCCCCGGGACGGAGCGGGAGGAGGCAGAGGGAGGGGGAGGUGGCGGUGGUGGAUGCUGCAGCAGCAAUAUCAGGAGCGAGAAGAGCAUCGUUCAUUCCUCCUCCCAGUCUCCCCCUCCUUUACUCCAUCUCCACUCGAGCGCCAGAGGAGGAGGCUGCUGGCCGCGGAGGCUUACCCAGACGAGAGGCUCCCUUCCCCGGCUGCGGCCCCAGCCCAGGCCCCCUCCCCGGCUCUGGAUCCCCCGCUUCUCCCAUGGAGCCUCUACCCACCCAGGGACAGACUCUAAGGCACUACACUGCUUCCCGACCACGGCCGCGACGCACACAUUCACAGCCCCCCUCCUCAAGGCCUCAGGAGCCAGUGUCAAAAGUAGAGAAUGAGGCCAGUGAGGGGAUGGGCAGAGUGGAUGAAGGAGUAGAGGAGUUCUUCACCAAGAAAAUCCUCCCUGACUAUGCACUAAAAGGCCGGUGGGAGGAGUCAAACCCUGCCCAAGCCACUCCCUCAGAGUCAAGCUCCACCCCCUCCGCCUCAACCCCCUUUUCCUCUUCGUCUGAGAAUAUCAUCUCUUCUACCACCACCACUGUCACCUCUCCCUCUGUCCCAUCUACUGACACGUCCUUUACAUCCACUGAUGUCCCACCCCUCUCUACAUCCCCCACUCCCCCCACCCCCGCUUCUGUCACCACCUCCACCACCACACUUCCCACCAAAAACAUCAAGAAAAAGUUUGGCGACUUCUUCGCCUUCAAGAGGGCUCGAGCCGGCCGAGCCUCCAAGGCUGGAGGGGGAGAGGGAGGAGGAGGAGAGGGGGUGAAGGUCAAAAGGACCUCCAUUGCAGACCUCAUUCGACCCCUCCGUGAGGCCAAAGAAAGGGAGAGAGAGAGGGAGAGGGACAAGGAGAGAGGGGCAAGGUCAGUGGAGGAUGCUAACGUUUCUAAUGAUGCCGCCACCACAGAAGGAACCGUUGCCACCAGCCAGCAUCUUGCAGGCGAUGCGAGGGAAGUGAUGGCGCCUGCCAAUACGUUAACCACGACAACGCCUCCCAGUGAGACCGCUCCCUCUUACCCCACCAUCCCCGCCGCGAGCCCCGACCUCAUCCCGGCUACGCUGUCCAACCUGGAAGAAGAGGCGGUUCCGGCGUUGCCAGGUCGCACCCCCAGUCCGGUGGUCACUUCCCCCCUAACCGAGCAGGAGAGGAGCGGGGCGCUGAUGAAGGUGGGAGGGACUCCGUAUGGAGAGAGGAGACUGAAGGUGACCAAGAGGUCGCUGAGAGAGGGCAAGAGCCAGAGUCUCAUACUGCUGACCGGACUGGAGCCUGAAGACAAGGAUAACACACACAGUAAGAAACAUGCGUCCGACAGCACAUCCAGCAUUGAACAGAAGCUUCAGGUGAUGCUACAAAGGAUGGGCGUGGCCAGAACUCCUCCCACUGACACCAAGACGAGCCAGAAUAAAGACGAGGAGCUGAGAAAGGCCAACUCUGAAGGUGCUAUCCUGGAAAAACCUCAACCACCUCCCACAUACAUGAAGCCCAGAACCAUGUCUACUUCAUCAGAUCCCAGGCAUCCUAUCAGAACGCUGGACCCCCUCCGACCGGACCCUCCCCUUCUCCCGAAGCCCGCCAUCCCCGAGCGCCCCGUCGGCCCCCUGCCACCCAGACCUGCCAUCGCAGCCAAGCCUCCCAUCCCCACCCCAGCUGCUCCCGCAGGGGGAGGAGCUCGCCCGUCCUCUGCUCCUCCCUCCAGCAGCUCAGCAGAAAGAGUCCAGCUCAGAGCACACACACAGGAUGGGAGUCCAGGGGAGAGUACAGCACAGGAGGGUCCCCAGGGUGCAGCCCCAACACCGUCGCCCAGGAAAGAGCUGCUUCCUCCGGCCCCAUCUCCACGGAGGGGUCCCAGCGCACAGGACCGCUCAGAGAAAGCACAGUCAGUGACAGACGAGAGUCUUCCUAAACCACGCCAACACAUGAAGCCCCUUCCACAGCGCAGAGCUGUGUCCGUCCAUGAGGACGCUCUGGCCAUGACACAAGAGCUGAAGGCAGUGUUACAGAGGUCGCCCAUCCGUUUCCGGGGCAACAGAGGGGACUUGCCCACCUGCACUGAAGACCUAUCUAGUGGGGAGGAAGCACAAAGAUCUCAGGAGGCUGAAGAAAAGAAGGAGGAGCUGAGGGCAGAGAAAGGAAGGAUGGGCUGUGGAGGGACGCCAGCUGAAGCCAGGCACCCCCCUCCAGGAGAGGAAGAAGCAAAGGGCUCAGGGUGUCCCUCCUCUGCAGGUCAGCCUCAACAAGCAGCAUCACCACCCCGACUCUUCAGUCCGGCUGCAGCCCUCGACAAAGCUCCGCCCACCCCGGAGAGGCCCCCAGCACUAACCCAAACCCUGGAAAAGCCUCCUGUAACCCCCACAUCUCAGAAAAAGAGCCCCAGCACAGCCCCUGCACUGGCCCAAACUCUAGAGAAGCUCCAACUCCAAGACAAGACCCCCAGCACAAUCCAGGCUGCAUUCGAAUCCCCGGAAAACCCCAGAGUGAGUCCUCUGUCCCACAGGAAGAAGAGUCCUGGCACAGCGUCGUCAGCAGCAGCGGCAGCGGAUCUAAGAAACAGCACACAGGAGAGAGGAGAGGCCUUUAAACAGCACACGACGAAGGCAGACCAAAGAACUGAGCCCCCUCUGUCUGAAUAACAGUGCACUGAGGCCAAAAGACACACCUGGGAGAGAGAGGGGGGAGGGGUCUGUGACAUCACCGAGAUCAGGAAGUGGGUGGGUACACGAGGUCUGAGAGCGGCCUGAGUGUUGUACCCUCCGGUGGAAAACAGCUGCUGUGUCCCACGUCAGGGGUGUCCUCUCUGAAAGUCUGAGGAAUCAAUAUUAUUUAGCGCUCACGGUUGGUGCGGAUUUUUGUUGCUAGCUCACAGCUAACGUCUCUACGGUCGAGCGACUCAACAGAAAGUUUUUUCAUGAGUUGAUGAGGUUUGGUUUGUCUGAGGCUUCCGAGAUUUUCGCACGAUGUCGACAGCUGUCCGUGUGUAUUUAACCCAAACAGCACAGGCGUUAGCUGUAGCUACUUACCAACAUACACACCAACCGUGUGUCCUCAGGAUGUGUCCGUGUGUGUUGACAGAUGAUCCUCAGACAAAUCUGCAUCCUCUGGCAUCUUUGCAUUGAAUAUGCAUUCAGUCUAAACCAGGGGUGUCAAACUGUUCCACAAAGGGCCGGUGUGGCUGCAGGUUUUUGUUCCAACCAAUGAA